Molecule: messenger RNA, 5504 nt
Organism: Pseudophryne corroboree (corroboree frog)
Lineage: Eukaryota; Metazoa; Chordata; Amphibia; Anura; Myobatrachidae
Gene: ADAMTS4
Product: ADAM metallopeptidase with thrombospondin type 1 motif 4
Exons: 9
Coding region: 701-3226 (841 amino acids)
Biological process (GO): proteolysis; extracellular matrix organization
Cellular component (GO): extracellular matrix
Molecular function (GO): metalloendopeptidase activity
Source: RefSeq, a predicted model, not a curated record
AAGAAAAAAAGAGCCAGCCAAUCUCUGCUUCGCUGAGACAGCUGUUAAAUAGAGCACGCUGCUAAAUGAUCAGUCAGUUUGGAGAACAAGAGGAAAGAGGAGGCAGAGAAAGAGAGCGAGAGAAAGAGAGAACUUCUUAAAAGCAGAAACUCCAAAAGGACUUCAAAUACUUUCCAAAAAUUCUUUCCAGAAAAAUUAAUUCACACAUCAAGACGUUAUCUGGUUUAUUCCAAUUCAAUUGGCAGGAUUUUAAUUUUCUUUUUAAAUUAUUAUAUAUAUAUUUUUUAUUUCUCUUUUUGCAAGCUAUAACUUUAAAGGCAAGAAAAAAAUCGGGGUGUGCCAGGGAACCAGUGAAGCAUCAUUUCUAAGAAAAGGAAAAAGCAUAUAAAAAAGACUGUCCAGAAAUAUGCUGCGUCCAAGGCAGUUGUUCCAAAAAGUUUUUGAACUUUAGAAGAGGACAUUCAAGACCCAACUUCUCCUCCUCCUCCUAAGAAAAUGUUAUCUUCUUGACUUCAAGUAACUGUACUUUAAUUCGGGGAUAGUUUUAUAAAAUUGGUAGUUUUUGUACUUAUUUUGUUUCUACAGACACAUUUUUUUUUUAAUUUUUAUAUGACAUUAGAAUAAUUUAUUAACGGCAGCAGGGAAUAAAAUAACAAAAUCAUUGUUCUAGAUUCUUUGUGUGCAGUUGAGGUGCUGUACUAUGAUGCUGUGCAUUAGUGUUGCUAUUACCACUUUGGUACACGUGGUACUUGCUCUUGGAGACAGAUCCCAAGCCGGUUACAAGGAGGAAAUUGUGUUUCCGGAAAGACUGAACUCAAGCUUCCGCCAGGAGCAUCCUGGCUGGCCUGGAAAUGGUUACGAGGCAUCCUUGGAAAACCACCUAGUUUUCCGACUUCGUGCUUUCGGAGAAGAAUUGGUUCUGGAUUUGGAGAGGGACCCCAGCUUCCUCUCGGAGGACUUGACGGUGCAGUACGUGGGCAAAAAUGGACAGUCGGAUGCCGAUGGCCUUUCCGAAUCUGGCAGCUACUUCACGGGAGCUGUUAAUUCUGACCCGGAAUCUAUCGCCGCUGUUAACUACAAUAGUGCGUCUCUCCUGGGAGUGCUCCAGUUCAGGGGAACAGAAUAUCACAUCCAACCAAUGGAAGGUGGAGGACAAAACAGCGCCGAGGGUGUUGGAGCGCACAUAAUUCGGAAGAAGUUGCAGGAGAAAAGCAGUGGUCCUAUGUGCAAUGUAGGACCACAGGUUUCCAUGAGAGUGACGGGAGAAGGUGGUAGCCGUAACGAUUAUGGAGAGCACAAGCCAUCCUCAUCCAAAAGAUCUAAGCGUUUCGCAUCAGUCCCUCGUUACGUCCAGACCCUGGUGGUUGCAGAUGAGAAGAUGGCAACCUUCCACGGGGCAGGCCUCAAGCGCUACCUGUUGACCGUCAUGGCGGCCGCUGCCAAGUUCUUUCGCCACCCAAGUCUGAAGAACCCAGUCAAUGUGGUGGUGACGCGGCUGGUGGUCAUAGGCCAGGCGGACAAAUCCCACACCUAUGCUGGGCUGAAGAUGACCACCAACGCUGCCGAGAUGUUGAGGAACUUCUGUGAGUGGCAGAAAGGACUGAACAAGCCCAACGAUGACUCAGAACAUUUUGACACGGCUAUUUUCUUUACUAGGCAGAACCUCUGUGGAGUCUCCACGUGCGACACUCUAGGAAUGGCCGACGUUGGCACCGUUUGUGACCCAUCACGCAGCUGCUCCAUCGUUGAAGAUGAUGGCUUGCAGUCCGCGUUUACUGCCGCACACGAGCUUGGCCACGUGUUCAACAUGCUUCAUGACAACUCAAAGCCAUGUGUGGACCUCAACCGCCCAGCUAGCAAUACCCGACACAUGAUGGCACCGGUCAUGUCCUACGUAGACCCAGAGGAGUUGUGGUCACCUUGCAGUGCCAAAUUUAUCACCGACUUCUUGGACAAUGGGCACGGUCACUGUCUCCUGGAUAAGCCGCGCUCUCCCCUUCGCUUACCAGUUCCGUUCCCGGGUAACGACUAUGACUCUGAUCGCCAGUGCCAGCUGACGUUUGGUCCUGAUUCUCGGCACUGCCCCAACUUGCACACUCCCUGCUCAUCUCUGUGGUGUACGGGCAAGAUCGAUGGGCAUUUCAUGUGCCAAACUAAGCAUUUCCCAUGGGCGGACGGAACGCAGUGCGGCGUGGGCAAGACGUGCAUGAACGGGAGGUGUAUCAGUAGAGUGGAGAUGAAAGCCUACAACACACCAGUGAAUGGAGGGUGGGGCUCAUGGGGUCCGUACGGUGAAUGUUCUCGGACGUGUGGUGGCGGUGUGCAGUUCUCUCACCGUGAAUGCAACAAGCCUGUCCCGCGAAACGGUGGCAAGUACUGCGAGGGAAAGAGGACCCAAUAUCGCUCGUGCAACGCCCAGGAGUGCCCUUCUGGAAAUGCAUUGACCUACAGAGAGGAGCAGUGUGCGGUGUACAACCACAGGACCGACCUCUUUAAGGGCUUCCCGUCUCCCAUGGACUGGGCACCACGUUACAACGGGAUUGCCAAGAAGGAUCAAUGUAAACUCACCUGCCAGUCGCGCCCCCUGGGAUAUUACUACGUGUUGGAGCCACGGGUGGCAGAUGGCACGCCGUGCACUCCAGACUCUACCUCAGUGUGUGUCCAAGGACGCUGCAUACACGCCGGCUGCGACCGCGUCAUUGGAUCAAAGAAGAAGUUCGAUAAGUGCAUGGUGUGCGGAGGAAACGGCUCCGCCUGCACGAAGACUUACGGGUCCUUUGCCAAGCCUAGGUAUGGGUACAAUGAUGUGGUCACCAUCCCAGCAGGUGCUACAAACAUACUGAUACGGCAGAACAGCGGCUCAACGGCCACAAGCGACGGUGUCUACCUGGCCCUCAAACGGCAAGAUGGGUCCUACGCCCUCAAUGGGAACUACAUCUUGGUGCCAUCGGAAGUGGACGUAAAUAUAGGAGGGGGACUGACCGUGCGAUACAGUGGGGCAACCAAGGCCAUGGAGACCAUAGUAGGACAGGGACCCCUGAAAGAGUCCCUGACUGUUCAGGCUUUAGUAGUUAGCGACCAGAGGGCCCCUCGUCUCAAGUACACCUUUUUUGUCCCCAAGCCGACCACACGCUCUGCUCAAGCCAAGAAACCUGCAGAAGACUGGGUGAAGCAGAAAGCACAGAUCUUCGAAAUCUUGCGGAGGCUCAGAACCAACCACAAAUGAAGAGCGGUUAGACUGGGACAUUAGUGACAGAAGAGCACCUCCUAGCCUUAUUAUAUUAGGCUGGAAAUUAAGGUGUUUUGAGGACAAUACAUCUUCAAGCUAUGUACACAUAAGGACUGGAUGCAAGCACCUUAGUAGAUGGUUCUCAUAAGUGUCCAGAUCUGAUUUUAUGGCUGUCCUCUCGUAGUCCAUCAUCAAUAUUGGGCCAUUGAAUGGUCCAUAUUUCUACUUUUGACUCUUGGCUCUUGGAGCAGGUAAUGUUCACCACACAGAUACUGGUAAAUAACGGAUGACCAGCGGGAAUACAGAUGCCUUGCUGGGAAAACUUCGAGACAAACUGGCGGACUUUUGUGUAGUUUGACCGAAGCAUUUCAGUAGAUCAAAUGGACCCUGCUCCUGGAUCAAACCAGACUCUCCUGAGUCAUAAAAAAAGCCGUGCAGUUGGCUGGUCCACCACUGGUGACUUCUCUCCAGACUUCAUCUUCUUGGCCUUCACUAUUAUUGGGCCAUUCUUUUCUAGACCCUGCAGACUUUCUUUGACAAAGGCGUCAAGGGUAGCACAAAAGAAUGUCUUUCUCCAGUAGGAACUUUGGGAGUCAUACAUGCUCAAUGCAAUGUGAUGCCUCAAACUUUAUGGUAGCUUGUUAAGAGGAUUUGGUUCCUCACCAUGGACUGAAAGUAGGGUCUGGAUACCCGAAUUAUUUAAUAUGAACAUGAAAUUAAUAGAUAGUAUUAAUAUGUUGAUAACUGAUCCCUGAGUAGCAGCCUGAGAGUGUAGAAAGCUAUCCCAACAGCACAACCCAUUUGAAAGAUAACGCCGAUAGGUCAUGGAAGGUGGUUGGAUUUCUUCAAUAGCUCCCUUGAUGCCCAGUAGCCUAUGGCUGCCUCGAGGGUGCAAUUAAUGGAUCUGAUAGACCCUUUGCUACUGUAAGUUCCACCUCCCACAAAGUCUCAGCAAUCCCCAACCUAGUGCAUUGGGCUGCUUAUGUGUAAUGUUAGCUUCUUAGAUCAUUGGGGUCCAUUAGUUUGUAGAUGUUCAUUAUGACUCUUAACAUCAUAUGAUCUAGAGGUGCUAGAUAGGGUUUUCCUUAUCUCAACCCAACCUUGUUGCUGCAAAAAAAAAAAAAAAGACUUUUCUUUAGAAAAUGCCAGGAGCAUUCACAGAACAGAAUGAUAAGAACGAGGGACAAUGACACACAACGAAACCUGCUGCUAGGGACACAUCAAGCCUCAUUGGUGCUAUCAAUACAUGGGAGAACAUAAAAUCAAGCGUCGAUCACUGAUCUCUAGUAUGGAUCUAUAGUGUUGGUUCUAUAUUUAUUCCGUUACCCCAUUCUCAAGAUCAGGGCGUACAGGCUGACUAAUAUGAGGGCACUUUUUUAUACUACGUUUUACAGUACAAAAGGGGAGUGUAGAUCUUAUAUGGGAGUCCACAGGCCCGCACUUUGAGCGCUAAUCUUGCUGUAAGGUUCAGUCCCGCACAGUCCGCAAAAAUAUUUAAUCUAUUUAUUCAUUUGUCAGCUUGUCUGUCUUGUCUCUUGAUGAAGUAUCAGCCCCGAUUAACUGCAAAACACCUAGAUCUGUGCUAGUCAGGACACACCCAUCCCGCGGUACUGCGCAUGUCUUAGUUCACAGACCCAGAAUACAUUGCAGACCAUGUGCAGAUGCAGACCGUGUCCCCACGACAUAGGGGUACAAGACACUUUCGAAGUGUUCUUACAAUUACAGAUUGCGAUUCUUAUACUGUAACAUUGGCAUGUACAGACUCAUCUGCCUCUGAAUCUGAACAUUUAAGCAAUUUUUAUCUAUUUAACCCAUAGAGAAGGUUCCACCCCACUCACAGACUGCUGCUUACAAUAACGGAGACCGCGCUUCUUUUCAUUGGGUAAUCUCCGCAGGCGCAGAACGUACGCAGCACAGACUGGAGUGAGCCGGUGGGAGGGCACCAUGCCAUGACCCUGGGCCGCAGCGCCUUAUCAUCGGAAUACACCAUGCGUCUUCCCAUGUGGCCAGGGCACAAAUACUACUAAUGCACCCUCCCUAUGCCAAUACUACUAAUGUACCAGGCCUGUGCCAACAGCCCCCCCUUCUACCCACACAAUGCUCCGGUCACGCGGCAGCCGUGUGGGCUCCUCAUGUAGCUGGGACUCUCAGGACUGGGCAGGAUUAGCGCCAUGAAGGGACACAGAACAAAUCCUCAACUCAUGUUCAUUAAUGGUGGUUUUUUUUAUAUAAUUGUACUUUUUUGUAUUGUAAAAAAAAUGCACAAGAUUAUUUA